This is a messenger RNA of Radiomyces spectabilis, 423 nucleotides long. RefSeq lists its product as uncharacterized. Gene Ontology annotation, biological process: protein secretion; vesicle-mediated transport. The record is from RefSeq and is a predicted model, not a curated record. Gene Ontology annotation, cellular component: Golgi membrane. The annotation marks the transcript as partial. Lineage: Eukaryota; Fungi; Mucoromycota; Mucoromycetes; Mucorales; Radiomycetaceae. The transcript is spliced from 2 exons.
AGUCAUCCGAUUGCUGCGUUUUUCUUUCUUGCUUUUCGUCUUGGAGCCAUUCUGAUGUACUUGCUUGGCUCCUUCUUCACAGAUAACUUUACGCUCGUUUUUGUGGUCACCAUUCUAUUGCUUGCAUUCGACUUUUGGACCGUGAAAAACGUCUCUGGCAGAUUGUUAGUGGGCCUUCGUUGGUGGAAUGAGAUUCAGGAAGACGGUUCGAAUAAAUGGGUCUUUGAGAGCGCUCACCCAGAUCGUCAAGGCAACAGCGCUGACGCUCGAUUAUUUUGGUGGGUGCUUUAUGCCACACCGGUGCUGUGGAUUCUGCUGGCUCUCACUUGUAUUUUCACCCUCAAAGGCUCGUGGCUGGUGAUUGUCGUGAUUGCCAUCAUCUUAAAUGUCGCCAACGUCUAUGGAUACACUCAAUGCGAUAAG